Messenger RNA from Drosophila teissieri, 3099 nucleotides. Its product is annotated as 5-hydroxytryptamine receptor 1A. Gene Ontology annotation, molecular function: corazonin receptor activity. NCBI's taxonomy places the organism in Eukaryota, Metazoa, Arthropoda, Insecta, Diptera, Drosophilidae. The record is from RefSeq and is a predicted model, not a curated record. The transcript is spliced from 10 exons. Gene Ontology annotation, biological process: neuropeptide signaling pathway. Bases 83 to 2074 code for a protein of 663 amino acids. Gene Ontology annotation, cellular component: membrane.
CUUCGAUCCUGUUUGGUUAACUACGUGAACCGCCAGCCAAGUGAACAGAUUGGGCGUGUGAUGUGAAUGUGAAUGCUCUGCCAUGGAUCUCAAGACUGGCUCUCUCCUGGUAGCGCCCGCCGUGAAGAACUCGAGCUGCUCGCAUCCGCGCUACUCCGGCCACAACUUCAUCGCCCACAUCGGGAUCGCGGAGACCAUCGAGGCGGUGCUCAUCCUGGUCCUCACACUGGGCGUCAUCGGCGCCAACUGCCUGGUCAUCUUCGUCAUCAACAACCGCCGCUAUGCGGCCUACAUACACCAACAGCCCCGCUAUCUGCUCACCUCGCUGGCCCUGAAUGACCUGACAAUCGGUCUGCUAAUUACGCCAUUCGGUCUAAUGCCGGCAUUGUUCCACUGCUGGCCGUACGGAGAGAUCUUCUGUCAGAUACAGGCCCUGCUCCGUGGAGCGCUUUCCCAGCAGAGCGCCGUCAUCCUGGUCUGCAUGGCAGUCGAUAGAUACAUGUGUGCCCUGCAUCCGCGGCGCUACUACCAGCACUCCAGCAAGAAGGGCUGCGUGGCCAUACUGAGCUUAACCUGGAUUAUCAGCCUCACGGUGUUUGGCUUUCUGGUGCUGCCCAAAGGUUACUACUUCAACAAUACGGGUCUAAUGGCCUGCGAGCCCUUCUACAGCAAGCCAUCCUACAGGAUACUGUCCACGUGCGCCCUCUACUUCCCCACCACGAUGGUGCUGAUGUACUGCUACGGCUCCAGCUUCCACAUGAGCCGCUUCCGGCUAAACGACCCGACCAUGCCCCUCACGGCCGCCGCCCACCACCCCCAUCCGCACCCACACCCCACCGCCGCCCAGCAGCUGCAGAUGCACCAGCAACACCAGCAACACCAGCAGCACCAACAGCACCAACAGCACCCGCACCACCAGCAGGCGGGGAUGCACUCGCACCUCUACCACGGCCACUCGCACCACCCCAACCACCCCAACCACCCAAGCCAUCCGAACCACCACGGCCACCCACACCACCACGGACCACCGGUGAUGGGCCAUCUCAGCAUGGCCAUGAGCAUGGGACUGGCCGGCAUGCCGAACAUGACAAACAAGAUUACCAAAAAGAUUGUUCCCAUCCAGGAGAAGAACUCCAGCGGCUGCACCUCGCGCUCGAUGGCCGCCAUCUCGCUGGGCUUCAUUGUGAUGGUGACUCCGUGGACGAUUCAGGAGAUAGUCACCGCCUGCACGGGAUCCAAGCUGCCGCCGUUCCUCGACUUCCUGGUCACCUGGACGGCGCUGAGCAAUAGUCUGUGGAACCCGUUCAUGUACUGGCUGCUGAACUCCGAUUUCCGGCGCCUGAGUCGCCAGCUGAUGCCGAACAAAUGCUUCCCCCACGAGGAUACGCCCGAGCACAAAUCAGGCUGUUGUCACAUCAAUGCUAACGAUUUCGAAAUCACAACGCUUCCGAUUCCCCCGGAACCCCCUUCAUCACGUCCUCCGGGCGGAGCAGGAGGAGCAGGAGGUCCAUCCAGCGGAGGAGCCAGCUCUGGCGGCGGAGUGGCCAGUUCGAUAAGCGGCUCCGUCCUGGGGAUCUGCGCCCGCUCGCGGACAAACAGCCUCAGCCGCAGUGCCUCCCAGUACAUCCGAGGCACCAUGGGCGGCGGAGGAGUCCACAACCACCAGGCGACGGAGGCCUUCUCCACCACGCGGCCUGACAUCGAGGGCCUCUCCGAGAAGUACUGGGGCGAGAUCCUGGAGAGAACCGUCAGCUCGGGCAACCUGAACGCCAUGCAGAAGCACCUGCCGCCCCACCUGCCCUACACCCACCACCUGGUCAACCAGCUCCACCAGCCGCAGCAGCACCACCAGCAGCAGACCACCUCCUUCAGCAAGGCCAGCGAUCUGCAGCUGAACCUGAACCUCAGCCAGGCGGCCACGGCCGCCGAGCUGGGCAAGUUCUCCAACUCGGAGCCGAAGCUGUGCGAGCACCUCUUCCACGACGUGAACUGCGCCAAGAGCAAGGCCGCCAACGGGGAACAAGGGGAGUCCUCCGGCAAGCUGGCCUGCGGUCGCAGCAUUCCGGACAUCUAGUACGCCGAGGACGUGAUCCUGGCCAAGAACCAGCUGCUGGCCAGGCAGGCCAAGUGCUCGCACCAUCCGCUGCACCAGCAGGCCAAGACGCGGCUCCACUCCCACACGGGCAGCCUGCGCUUCAGCCGGAUUCGCGCCGCCUGCCACAGUCCGCCGCCGGAGAAGUCCGGCUUUCCCAUGGCCGAGUACCGCAAGUAGGAUCACAGAGCGCAUUGGGGUCGUUGGGCCGUGGAUGCCACGGAACGGGUUUCCACGCAAGGAUUCCCCAGUUUCCCCAGUAUAUGGUAUAACCAUGCAAAGUAUAGGGAGCAUAGGAAGAAUAGGGAGUGAGAGCGAGCGAGUAUCUAUAAGAUUCCAUAGGUGUAUGUGCGUGUGAGUGUCUAUAUAAUACCGCAUGAUCAAACCAUAAUAUGUGUGUUUUCUAUUAGGCUUAAGAUCUAGGAGGUCCUGCGGUCGGGUUUUCAAUUUCAAGUCUCUGAGAUUCGUAAAGUAGCCCAUGGUUUGUGGAUUGCACCCCUGACAAAGGAUUACAAAAAGAUAGCACCCAUCCUCAGAUAAUCCACUUUCUAUAUCCAUCUGAGAACUUCUAUUAGUCAGACUGCUCCUUUCUUUAGAAUACCUGGUCCGGGGGAUCGGAAUUAGCCGAGAUAAGCAGAAGUUAACCAUAUUGUUGUGUGUGUGCGUCGGCUAAAUUAAACGUAGGCUAGAUGGAAAACAGAGAUAUCAGACUUUCCUCUACAGAACCCCCUCGACAUUUGGAACCCCUUCUCUAAAUUCUCCACCUCCUAAGGAUCAAGGAUCAAGGAUCUACGUAGUCUCUGAUAUUGGCGGACCUUCAAGCGUUGUGGUUAAUCAUAGUUGUAGUUCCAUAGCUCGAGUCGUAUCGUAUACCAAAUUACUCACAGUUCGACGAAUCAAAAUCAAAUCCUAACUUUGUGAUUGUCAAGAAUUUAGGUCGGUCUAGGUCGGUGUGGACAUUGCUGUUGAAUCAUUUUUAAUUUGUAGCUAAGUAAUUGACUAGUUAA